Molecule: messenger RNA, 315 nt
Organism: Ophidiomyces ophidiicola
Lineage: Eukaryota; Fungi; Ascomycota; Eurotiomycetes; Onygenales; Onygenaceae
Exons: 2
Coding region: 1-315 (104 amino acids)
Source: RefSeq, a predicted model, not a curated record
AUGAGCGGCAAAUCUCAUGUUGGAGCUCCGUCGCUUUAUGAGGACGGUGUUCAAAAGAAUAUUUCCCGGGAAGAGAUUUCGGCUGCCCGGCGAAAUAGAGAGCAUCCACCAGCAUCUAGCGGGAGAGGCAGUGCGCACAGCAAAGAACAAAAGUCCCGGAAAGGCACCGGGUCACCAACCUAUGAAGAGUUAGUGAAGAAGGAUCCCUUAGCUCCGGCUCUGUUCCAUGGGAACAAGCCCUCUCGGGGGGCGCAAAUUGAUGCUGAGCUUCGAAAGGAAGACUACGAAAGGCUGAGACAAAAGGCGCAGAAAUAA